Mangifera indica (mango) is the source of this 986-nucleotide messenger RNA. Its product is annotated as ras-related protein RABF1. Lineage: Eukaryota; Viridiplantae; Streptophyta; Magnoliopsida; Sapindales; Anacardiaceae. The coding region runs from base 138 to 743 and encodes 201 amino acids. Gene Ontology annotation, molecular function: GTP binding; GTPase activity. The transcript is spliced from 8 exons. The record is from RefSeq and is a predicted model, not a curated record.
CAUGUACGCAAAUAAGAACAAAACAAACGAUCACAAGAUUUACAAGCAAGUCUUCAGUGGCAAUCUGAAACUGAAUUCCACAGUUCAAUUGAACGUUUAUUUGCAUUCAUAUUCACUUAUAAUAUCUUAUUCGCCACAUGGGUUGCUCUUCUUCCCUUCCUGAUAGGAAUUCUGGGCGGUUGAGUGGACUUAAUGGUUCAGAGAGCAGUGGAGCACCUGAUGCGAAAAACCUGCGUGUUAAGCUGGUUUUGUUAGGUGAUUCAGGUGUUGGGAAAAGUUGUAUAGUUCUUCGCUUUGUUCGUGGCCAGUUUGACCCAACAUCCAAGGUUACAGUUGGAGCUUCAUUCUUGUCACAAACAAUAGCUCUGCAAGAUUCUACGACAGUUAAAUUUGAAAUAUGGGACACAGCUGGUCAAGAAAGAUAUGCUGCACUGGCACCGCUGUACUACAGAGGUGCUGCAGUUGCAGUUAUUGUGUAUGAUAUAACAAGCCCGGAGUCAUUCAACAAAGCACAAUAUUGGGUUAAGGAGCUACAAAAACAUGGGAGUCCUGAUAUAGUCAUGGCUUUAGUUGGUAACAAAGCUGAUCUUCAUGAGAAUCGAGAAGUUCCAACACAGGAUGGCAUUGAGUAUGCAGAGAAGAACGGGAUGUUCUUUAUUGAGACAUCUGCCAAGACUGCAGAUAAUAUAAAUCAGCUGUUUGAGGAAAUUGCUAAACGACUUCCCCGUCCAUCGACCUCAUAACUGUGGAUGGUUAAAGCGCCCAGUGUAAUGUGAACACUGCCUGCCUGUCAAUGUCAAGUUUGUGUAUAUUGGCGUUGCGAUAUAAUCUUAAAAGUCUAUAAUUUGUAAUGUGAUUGUGUGUUUGAGAAAAUUCAGUUGCCACUGUAACUUUCAAAUGAUACGUGCAAGUAACCUCGGGGUGGGCAGUUGAUCCCAUGCAUCCCAAUAGUAAUGAAGUUGAAGGCAGUGUAAUAAUGCAGGAAA